Botrytis sinoallii is the source of this 2013-nucleotide messenger RNA. RefSeq lists its product as uncharacterized. The coding region runs from base 1 to 2013 and encodes 670 amino acids. The record is from RefSeq and is a predicted model, not a curated record. Lineage: Eukaryota; Fungi; Ascomycota; Leotiomycetes; Helotiales; Sclerotiniaceae. The transcript has 8 exons.
AUGUCUUUGAGUCUUUCUUCCGGCCCUUUCAAACUCGACACCAGUGGCAAUGGCGACGGGUUGCAGCAUUACGAUCAAGUUUGUGCCAUUUCUCAAGCUGCCAUCAACAGAGGCUUUGUAAAGCUUUUCGAAAAGCAGCCGCUUGCAGCACGAUCAAUUCACUGGAGCAAUGAAGAUGUUUUUGAUGGACAGUUGGUGGCUACAAUGCUGCCCCCUCAAAUAGAGCUUGAUGUAGAAUCUGGCGAUAACUCCAAGUUUAUGCUCCAACUUCGCUUUGAUCAGGGGAGAAUUUUUCUUGGCCAAAAUACCUAUCAGACUAUUGAUGGCUGGGUGAUUGCUUUCACGCCACUUUCUUUCGCAGAUUGUCUAAAUGCAACAAUCGGAGAUCUUACUGCGGCGGCGGAUGUGGAAGACACGGAAGAGAGUGUGGUCUUUAGAUCCGACAAGCCAACAAAGCUAUGUCCUGGAGAAUACUCAAUCCAUCGCUUAUUUGCUGCUAUUGCUGAUCUCCCAUGGGGCAGCAUCAUAUGGGAGCGCUCAUACAUGAUGCAACCGAGUAGGCAGAAAGUCUCUCUCGAGCAGUGGGCUAAAGACCCCGCAAAUAACGCUCUUUACAACGAGGUCCAGCAAUGCUUGAGAGAAUGGACCCUGGAGAACAAACUUGCCUCUUGUUUUACACAAGGAAUGUUGUUGAAGGUGCCGAAAGCAAAAGUUAGUAGUGGGAAGGUGACCUUCGCUGCCAGGACGCUGCGAAUGCAGAACUACCCUUACAUAGAUGAAGAGAGACAGAUACAAUUGUCAAGCAGUAGGCAAGUUAUGAAGGGUGUAAAUGGAAGCCCUUAUAAUUGUCUCUGCUUUUGUGAAGUGGUGGGAAGCAGAGUCGACCUUCCCAUAACCAAAUUCCUACCAUUUACUGGAAACUUAGCAGGGCCUAGUAAAGGUACAAGUAGUGAGUAUCUGGGAACUUUUAUACUCGACCGCCGCCUUGUUUUCGGAGCAUUCCAGUUGUUAUCGCCACUACAAGAUCUUUGUCUUGCAAUGCAGACAAUACCAUUCGGACCUGAAGCAAGAAUUGGUGGAAAUUAUCUAACUUCUGGCCGACGACUUCGUGUGGUUGGUAACUCGGCAGAUUUGACGGCUGGUAAACCGUAUCGUUGGGAAGAAGUAAAAGAUAAUACGGGGGCGAGUACCCGUAUGUUAGCGGGUAUUGCAGGAAGAAAGACUAGAACAACAUCUACGGCGAAGAUAACAAUAGAAGCCGGGCCACAAAUGACCGCUUUGAGGGUAAGUGGCGAAUAUGGCUAUACCUGUCGGAGCGAAUACUCGAGCCUUAUUAUUAGCGAUAUCGCUUCCUGGACGUUCACUAUUGGUGUCAGCGGCUCUCAGGAUAUGGUGGGUAAUCUCGCAGUCUUAAACAACCCUAAAGCUAUUUUGGAGGGAUGCAAGAUAGAGAAAGACCCAUACACUGGACUUGAUAUAAUCAUACCCAAUGACUUCUCUACGAAUCUCACUGGAACCACAUCAGAUCCAAAAUGGGUUCUGAUACGGUCAGCAAUGAAGGUCAACAUUGGCAGAGCUUUAUCCAAACUGGCUAGCGAUUUGAAUAUUUUUCAGGGAAUCAAUAAGCUCACGUAUGGAGGGAACGGCGAAUUCACAUUCGGACCAACCAUGCUCAACGAAGAUCUGAGUGCAUUUGCAACUAUCAACUUCUCCUCUAAUGAUGGAAUAGCUUUUAAGUCUAUUGACCUCGUCUGCCUCAAAAUGAAAGUAUUAGACGGCAAAAGCUUGUUUAACACGGGACUGGAACAUUGGAACGUGAAGGACUCCAGCGGUCAGUCUGUCAAGCCUUGGUCAAUUGCGACUGAAAAGAUGGCCCAAACUCUCGACUUGAAGGCAAGCAUUGUCGAUGCUGGGCUCCAAUUAAACAUUUUUCCUACUGUCCUCGAUACUGCACACGAUGGCACGGGCUUGCCAUCCAAGUUUAUAGUGCCUUCAAAUGGCUCUUUCACUUGA